Acyrthosiphon pisum (pea aphid) is the source of this 2409-nucleotide messenger RNA. RefSeq names its product zinc finger MYM-type protein 1-like. The record is from RefSeq and is a predicted model, not a curated record. Lineage: Eukaryota; Metazoa; Arthropoda; Insecta; Hemiptera; Aphididae. The transcript has 5 exons. Gene Ontology annotation, molecular function: protein dimerization activity. The coding region runs from base 1 to 2409 and encodes 802 amino acids.
AUGAGUAAUACCAAAAAAUAUCUAAGCGGCUCGGAAAAAAGAAAAAAAAAAGAACAGGAGAGACAAUUUACCUCAAAACUAACUAAAAUUAAAGGUUUCUUUAUAGCUUCAAAUUCCGAACCUGUUACUUCAAUAAUUGUUCCAAGUGAUACUCUUGACUUAGUUUUAAAAACUGAUGAUCAGACAUUAGUUUUACCUCAUCUGUUACCUAGUUCAAGUACCUGUACAGAAAUUGAACAUGUUACUUCAAUUGUUCCAAGUGAUACUCUUGACUUAGUUUUAAAAACUGAUGAUCAGACAUUAGUUUUACCUCAUCUGGUACCAAGUUCAAGUAGCUGUACAGCAAUUGAAAAGUCUGAUUUGUUGACAGAUAACAUUGCUGAUCAUGAGGAAUAUUACAAAGAUCCAUUUAAGUGGCCAAAUAAUUUGAAUAAGAAAUUUAUAAGUUUCUGUCUCGAUAAAGGACCGACUUUUUUCCAAAAUAUGGAUAGCAAUUUUAGGCAAUCAGCACGUAUUAUAUCAGGAACUGAUCACACAAGAUAUAUUUCUUCUGCAGUUUUCUAUAGAAAGCUAUCCAAUGGAGAGAAAUGUAAUAGAAAAUGGUUGCUAUAUUCUCCAAGUAAAGGUUCCGUAUUUUGUUUUGUUUGUAAAUUAUUUGGUUCACUUCGAGAUAAUCCUUUUGUAAAUAUUGGUUUUGAUAAAUGGAAAAAAGGUUAUAGAAUUGGUGAACAUGAAAAUAGUAUUGCACAUCGAGAAGCUACAACAAAAUGGUUGAUACGGACAGAUACAACUAGAUCAGUUAAUACAGAAUUGUGUCGACAAAUAUCUGUUGAAACUGAAUACUGGGUUAAUAUUUUAAAAAGAGUGGUAUCUGUUGUUAAAUUUAUAGCUGCUAGAGGUUUACCGUAUCGAGGGGAUUCUGAAAUAAUUGGAAACAAUAAUAAUGGCAAUUAUCUUGGCAUAUUGGAAUUAAUUUCAGAAUAUGAUCCAUUUUUGAAAAAUCAUUUGGAAAAGUUUGGAAACAAAGGGAAAGGGCACCCAUCAUAUAUUUCAAAAACUAUUUUCAAUGAAGUUAUACUUUUACUAAAGACUGAUGUUAUACGCUAUAUUACUAAUGAGAUAAAAAUAUCUAAAUACUAUUCUAUUAUAAUGGAGUCUACUCAGAUUUAUCAAAUGGCUAUUGUUAUUAGAUAUUGUACAAAGUCAGAUGUACAAGAAAGAUUACUGGAAUUGGAACCUAUUGAAAAUCAUACAGGUCAAUCAAUUUAUGAUGUUUUAGAAAAAUUUCUUUUAAAUGUUGGAUUGAAUAUUGAAGAUUGUAGAGGACAAUCUGAUGAUAAUGCGUCCAAUAUGAGUGGCAAGUUUAAAGGAUUGCAGGCACAUGUCAAAUGUAAAAAUGAUCUUGCUGUAUGUAUACCAUGCACAGCACAUUCAUUGAAUUUAGUUGGUGUUCACAGUGUCGAUUGUUGUGUCGAGGCAGUAAACUUUUUUGGCUUUUUACAAACAUUAUAUAAUUUUUUCAGCAGUUCUACGCAUAGAUGGAAAAUACUUACAGAUAAGUUGGAUACAAAUGAUAAACACCGGUUAAUUACACUUAAAUCGUUGAGUGGUACUAGGUGGUCGUGUCAUUCUGAAGCUUGUAAAGCAUUAAUUGGUAAUUAUGAAAAAAUACUUGAAGCUCUACAAAAACUGAGUGAAAAUGUUAAUGAAAAUGGUGAAACAAAAAGAGAAGCUACAAUAUUAUGGAAAAAAAUGUUAAAAAGAGAGAUUGCUUAUCUUACAUUAUUAUGGGGUGAUAUAUUGGAGAGAAGCAAUAAAACUUCAAUUGAAUUGCAAAACAAACACUGUGAUGCACUAAAAGCCGUCAACUUGCUAAAAUCAUUAAGGCAUUUUGUGUCAAGUUUAAGAGACUCUAGUGAGAUUUAUGAAAAUAAAAUCAUACACCUAAGUCAAUAUAUUGGCAAGACUUGUCCACCAGAUUCAGAUAGUGCAGUCCAAGAGAGCAUAAAGAAUUGUAUUUUCACAUAUAAAAAUGAUGUUGACGCUUCACUUGAAAAUGAAAUUAUUCAAUUUCAAAAUUUUUUAAGUUUAAGUAAUGUAUCAUUUAAUGAAAGUGAUACUUUUAAGUUAUUAAAAUGGUUUUAUGAUAAAUCAUUGCAGGAUGUAUUCCCAAACAUUUUAAUUGCUCUUAGAUUAUAUUUAACUAUCCCAGUGGCCAAUUGUUCGGCCGAAAGAGCAUUUUCCAAAUUAACAAGAAUAAAAAAUAAAUAUAGAACAAGCCAGACUCAAGACAAUUUAACAUCGUUAAUGAUAUUACAUUCAGAAAAUGAUAUUUUGCAAUUAAUAGAUUUUAAUGAAACAUUACAACAAUUUGCAAAAGAGAAAGCAAGAAAAAAAUUAAAGUUAUAA